AUGGCGGAUGCUCCAAGAGAACUCACACCACCCAUCGUCCAGGGACAGACCGCAAAAGAGAAAAAGUAUGACCGCCAGCUCCGUCUCUGGGCAGCCUCUGGCCAGCGUGCGUUAGAAGAAUCACACGUGCUCCUGAUUAUUGGCUCAGAAUCUAUUGGGUCCAACAGCAGCGCCGCUGGAGUCGAGACAUUGAAGAAUUUAAUUCUACCCGGUAUCGGCCAAUUCACCAUCGCCGAUUCAGAAACAGUGAAGGAAGCCGAUCUGGGUGUCAACUUCUUCUUGGAGCCAGACAGCCUGAACAAGUCCAGGGCAGAAGCAACCACACGCUUGCUACUAGAGUUAAAUCCUGAUGUUUCGGGCCAUGCCAUCACUUCGCCCUUGUCUGAAUGGCUGCCUCUCGAAGAUUCGUUGAGACCGUUCAAUCUCAUUCUUCUAUCUGCACCGAUACCAACAGAAACUCUUCAAUGGCUUGCAUCAUAUGCUCACGCAAACUCAUUACCACUCAUAUAUAUCCAGUCGGCUGGAUUCUAUGCCUGCUUCUCUAUUCAGCUCCCUUCUGAAUUCCCCAUUGUCGACACCCAUCCCGAUCCCGAAACGAUGCAGGACCUCCGCCUUCUCGCACCGUGGCCCGAACUGGAGGCAACAGUGGAUGCACUUGGCGACAUUGCGAAACUCCGUGACCACGACCAUGGGCACAUUCCCUACAUUCUCCUCCUGCUCUACUACCUUCGAGAAUGGAAAACCAGUCACGACAACUCCUACCCCUCAACCUUCAAAGAAAAGACCGAAUUCCGCGAUCUCGUCCGGUCCGGCACACGAACUAACAAUCCCGAAGGUGGCGAGGAGAACUACGAAGAAGCCACAGCCGCUGUUCUGAAAAGUAUCGCGCCACCCCCAAUAGGAAGCGGCUGUAAAGAUCUCUUCUCCAUGGCUCAAACUACUGAGCUGGGCCCCAGUUCAUCGAACUUCUGGAUCAUAGCGCACGCUAUCAAGGUCUUUUACGAUGCUCACGGCGUACUACCUCUACCGGGCUCUUUACCCGACAUGAAAGCCACGAGCGAAGAGUACAUCAAACUCCAAAACCUCUACAAAAGCAAAGCACGCUCGGACAUUGCCGAGGUGAAGCAGACGGUACAACAGCUACUUGAGACAAAGCUCGACAAGGCCACCACCUCGCCCAUACCAGAUGUCGAGAUCGACUCAUUCUGCAAAAACGCCUCGCAGGUCCGCGUCCUGACAAACCCAGAUGGCACACUCAUACCCUCACUUCGCAUGAUGAAAUCAGAUCCAAAACUCCUCGCAACUCUCCCUUCCAUCGUCGAAAACGAUUGGGAAGGCCUCUUUCCUGUCUUUCUCGCAUUGAACACAAAUACUGGCUCCUCCUCAUCCGAUAUCGACCCAUCAACCUUGUCCUCCGACCCCGAAAAACAGGAGAAUCUCACCAAGGCGGUUAACGAAGCCCAGCGCGUAGCUGGAGGCGAGCUGCACAACGUCUCUAGCGUGCUAGGCGGCAUGGUCGCGCAGGAGGCCAUCAAACUGCUUACGCGUCAGUAUGUCCCUGUCGAUGGAACAUGCGUUUUUGACGGUGUGAGGAGUAAGGUGGGCGUUUUCAAGCUGUGA
This is a messenger RNA of Exophiala aquamarina CBS 119918, 1620 nucleotides long. RefSeq lists its product as uncharacterized. Bases 1 to 1620 code for a protein of 539 amino acids. Gene Ontology annotation, biological process: protein neddylation. Lineage: Eukaryota; Fungi; Ascomycota; Eurotiomycetes; Chaetothyriales; Herpotrichiellaceae. The transcript has a single exon. Gene Ontology annotation, cellular component: cytoplasm. Gene Ontology annotation, molecular function: NEDD8 activating enzyme activity. The record is from RefSeq and is a predicted model, not a curated record.